Elaeis guineensis (African oil palm) is the source of this 1019-nucleotide messenger RNA. Its product is annotated as histone acetyltransferase TAP1. Gene Ontology annotation, cellular component: cytoplasm. Gene Ontology annotation, molecular function: N-acetyltransferase activity. The record is from RefSeq and is a predicted model, not a curated record. Lineage: Eukaryota; Viridiplantae; Streptophyta; Magnoliopsida; Arecales; Arecaceae.
GCCCAAAAGCCUUAUCUCUUCUGUUCCACUCUCUCUCCCUCACUAAUAAGCGGCAGAGAGAGAGAGAGGGAGAGCGGCGCCAAGGCUCGGGCUCGAGAGGGAUUAGGGAAAAGAAAGAUGCUCUCCAGCGCAUCGGUUGCCUCAUCGUCUCUAUAUCAUAUUCAUUUCCUUGCUUGCCAUUUUCAAGUUACAAAUCAAUCUUUGCCUCCUUCAAAUGCAUUCUUUGGGCUAAUUCCAGCAAAAAGAAGAGCGGAUGUUUUUCCUUUGAGAGCUAGCUUUUGGGAUUCCAUCAGAUCUAGUUUCUUGAAGAACAACAACAACUCUGCACAGAUUACGGAGCCACCUUCUACAUUAAUAGAAGAGGAAGAACCGUUGCCACAGGAGAUUGUACUACUAGAAAGGACUCAACCUGGUGGAACAUUUGAGCAAAUAAUCUUUUCUUCAUCUGGAGAUGUUGAUGUUUAUGAACUCCAAGAUUUAUGCGAUAAGGUAGGAUGGCCUCGAAGACCACUAAGAAAAGUAGCAGCAUCUUUAAGAAACAGCUACUUGGUUGCCACACUUCAUUCCAUAAGUAGAUCUCCAGGCACAGAGGGGAAUGACCGGAAGCAACUAAUUGGCAUGGCUCGUGCUACUUCUGACCAUGCCUUCAAUGCUACAAUAUGGGAUGUCCUUGUUGAUCCUUCUUAUCAGGGCCAGGGUCUUGGUAAGGCACUCGUGGAACAGCUAAUCCGGGCAUUACUACGAAGAGAUAUUGGCAAUAUAACAUUAUUUGCAGACAGUAAAGUUGUUGAUUUCUAUAGAAACUUAGGAUUUGAAGCUGAUCCUGAAGGUAUCAAGGGCAUGUUCUGGUACCCAAGAUAUUAGCAGCCUUUUAAUGAUGGCAUGAUUUUUAUGUGUUGCUUCAGUCAGUCAUACCUUGGAAGCAUCAUCUUGGAAUGAAACACCUACUGCACCUGUAAAUCUAUGACAAUGACACAUCAAUUCAUGACUUAUUUUAAUAUUUUGGAAUUCUUCCUGAU